Molecule: messenger RNA, 1641 nt
Organism: Penicillium cataractarum
Lineage: Eukaryota; Fungi; Ascomycota; Eurotiomycetes; Eurotiales; Aspergillaceae
Product: fungal specific transcription factor domain-containing protein
Exons: 2
Coding region: 1-1641 (546 amino acids)
Biological process (GO): DNA-templated transcription
Molecular function (GO): DNA binding; zinc ion binding
Source: RefSeq, a predicted model, not a curated record
AUGGCGCGGUCAAGAUAUUUCGAAGAUACCGUGGUUAUCAAUGAAGACCAAGCUAGGUCAUAUCCCAUGGGAGAGGCCGAUGGCCCUUCCGAUGAUGACAUUCAAGUACUUCGGUUACAAGGUGCAUUUGAGCUUCCUCAACGCGCAAUCCGUGAUGGCUUGAUCAAUACCUUUAUGGAACGCUGCUCACCCUGGAUGCCCAUUGUUGAGCGUAGCUGGUUAGAGGAAAGUGGUGCCCAGAAACCUUCAAUCCUUCUCUUGCAAUCAAUAUUCGUCGCGGCAAGUCGAGUCAGUUCUGCACCGGCUAUCACUGCGUAUGCAUCACCUCAUCAAUUCUAUCGCCGUGCGAAAGCCCUCUUCUGGUCUGGAUAUGAAAAGAACCCGGUUACUGUCGUCGCAGCCGUAUGCAUUCUGCAUUGGUAUAAUCCUGAAGGCCCUGAACACGUCUCUACAAACACCAGCGGUUUCUGGCGGUACGUUGGGGUCGGACUCGCUCACCAAAUAGGUCUACACAAGGAGCCCACGAACAAGAGAGAAGCUGGCCUCAGGCGUAGGCUUUGGUGGACACUAUUUGCCAGGGAUUGCUUGAUUUCUGCAGGACAAGGGCGUCCACUUGCAGUCAACAUAGAUGACUGUGAACUGGCACCACCGUGCCUGGAAGAUUUUGAUGACUCCAGCUCAGACGGUGCUCUUUUUAUUGCAUAUGUCGAGAUUGGCUCUAUCCUUGGCCACCUCACACAGUGCUACCGGCGCAAGAGCUUCACACGGCACAUGCGACAAAGUAUCGAAAAUCGUCUUUACCGGUGGAUGCGAGAUCUUCCAGCUUCCCUGAGACUUUUUAAUCGGCACUCGCCUUCAUCAGAAUGGGAGGCUUCAAAAAACACUCUAGCUCCAUAUCGCUUUGAAGCCCGCCAGCUCCACAUCCCAUACUUCAUCUGCCUCGCUAUCAUGUGCCGUCCCAGCCCGGGAAACUCACCAUCUCCAGCCGUGGUGCUCGCAUCUUCUUUUGUAGCAGGUAUAUUCGAAGACUUCCUAGCCCGAGAUGAGAUUCAGUUCUUGGGCCCGAUCUUCACAUUCCACUUGCUGGCAGCCGGCAUUGGGUUACUCUCGUGCCGCCACAUACCCAACUUAUGGAGGAAAGCAGCCACUGAUCUCGAGAAUAUUUAUUUAUCUCUAGAGGUUCUUGCCAAACGUUGGUCCUCCGCCAAAGGUAGCCUCAGGGCCUUGAGGAGCAUCGCCGAGAAGCAGCAACGAGCGACGAGAUCAGAGGCGACCCCGCUGCAGAAGCUUCCACGAGAACAUCAACCAUUCUUUAAACAAUUCGGACUGGAUUUAUCCUGGGCCUGGCAGUGUUUUAUGCCCUCGGAAUCUACCCCUACAUUUCAAAAUCCAUCCGGUGCCUCGCCGAUUACCGAGACUGGCGAUGUCCCACUUGAAGGGUUUACUAAAUCCCGUCCUCCGGCUGUCGUGCCAUCUACGGAGGAAUACCGGCCUCUUAAUACGAUUUUGGAUCCUCACAUGGGAUUUUCAAUGGGGAAUAUGUCAGGGGGGAUGCCUGAUGAGUUUUUCCACAAUCAAUACCAGGGUAUGGGUGAUUGGCUAUUCGAAGACCUGGAAUGGACUGGCGAUAUUCAGUGGUAG